AUGUCAAAAGGCCGCGUUUGUCUUGCCUAUUCUGGAGGUCUUGAUACCUCGACUAUCUUGAAAUGGCUCAUUCUCGAGGGCUAUGAGGUUGUGUGCUUCCUCGCCGAUGUUGGUCAGGCCGAGGACUUCGAUGCUGUCGAAAAGAAGGCCCUCGCUCUUGGUGCGGAGCGCAUGAUCAUUGAAAACCUCCAGAAGGAAUUCGUCGAGCAGAUCGUCUUCCGAGCAGUCCAGUGCAAUGCCAUCUACGAGGACCGAUACCUCCUUGGAACUGCUCUGGCCCGACCUGUCAUCGCUCGCGCCCAGGUCCGCGUUGCUGAGAAGUACAACUGCAAUCUUCUGAGCCACGGCUGCACAGGCAAAGGCAACGAGUAUGGCACUUUCCACCACGAAAAUUUCCAAUUCGCUUGCAACCCUUCCAUCAAGGUCAUCGCCCCUUGGCGACUCCCCGAAUUCUGUAAAAAGUUCCAAGGUCGACAGGAUCUUCUUAAGUUCGCCGCCGAGAACAACAUCCCCGUUUCAUCGACCCCCAAGGCUCCUUGGAGCCAGGACGAGAACCUUGUCCACUGUUCGUACGAGGCCGGAAUUCUCGAAGACCCCGAUCAUACCCCUCCUAAGGAUCUUUGGACUCAGACUAUCGAUCCUCUUGUGGCACCCGACGAGCCUCUCGACUUCACCGUGUACUUCGAGAAGGGCCUCCUUGUCAAGGUUGCUACCCCUGACCAAGAGGCCACCGACUCAGUAGAGUUAUUCAAGCUGCUCAACAAGAUUGGUCACGACCACGGCGUCGGCCGAAUUGACAUUGUUGAGAACCGAUGGAUUGGACUCAAAAGCCGAGGAUGCUACGACACCCCUGGUCUCACCAUCGCCCGCCUUGCUCACGUCGAUCUCGAGGGCCUUGUCCUUGACUCCAAGGUCCGCAAGCUUCGAGACCAAUUUGUGACUAUCGAGUGGUCCCAGUGCCUUUACAAUGGCAUGUAUUUCUCCCCUGAGCGUGAGUGGCUCGAUGAGGCAAUUGUUUCUGCUCAAAAGGGUGUCAAUGGCCAAGUCCGCCUCCGCGCGUACAAGGGCAAUGUAUACGUCCUUGGACGAUCCAGUGAGACUAGCAGCCUCUACUCCCAGGAAGAUGCUUCAAUGGACAGUCUUGACACCUUUUCUCCCAUGGACAGCACUGGCUUCAUUGCUAUCCAGUCUAUCCGAUUGGAGAAGUAUGGUGCUCAGAAGGCUAAAGACGGCCAACCCCUUAGCCAGUCUUAA
Molecule: messenger RNA, 1254 nt
Organism: Fusarium mangiferae
Lineage: Eukaryota; Fungi; Ascomycota; Sordariomycetes; Hypocreales; Nectriaceae
Product: putative arginosuccinate synthetase
Exons: 7
Coding region: 1-1254 (417 amino acids)
Biological process (GO): urea cycle; L-arginine biosynthetic process
Cellular component (GO): cytoplasm
Molecular function (GO): ATP binding; argininosuccinate synthase activity
Source: RefSeq, a predicted model, not a curated record